UCUUCAUUAUGCUUUUUGUUAAGUCUUAGGCCUAUUAUUAAAAAGUAUCAGAUUGUCAAUGAUAAGACUUGUGUCGUCUCCUAUGAAUCCCCUGGCGUACAAAGGUUAACCAAUACUUAACAAUCUACUAUUUGUAAUUUAACACGUUAUCUUUUUUCAUAUCCAUUGUAAUACGUCAUUAAGGUGCGCCUUCGUGAUUAAAAAUGUACAUUAGCUAUUAUUACAAGAAGACAUAGGAUCUAUAGCGCAAAAGCUAAAGCAAACACUCAGCAAGUGGUAUGUUCAUUUCCCAUUCUAUUCAUCACCCUUGUAAAACUAAUGCGGAUGAUUACUUAGAUUUAUCUAUAAAUGACAACAUGUUCUGUCAGCGACAUAAAGAUCUCCAGUUACAAAAUAUUAAGAAUAACAACGUGUAGUUUAAAAUAUAAACAUGCACAGUUACACUUUCAUCAAAGGAAAACUUUUCAUUAAGAUUUGGUGAAGACAGACAAAAAGUAAUUUCCAUGGUAAAAGUUGUCGCAGGAGAUGUUUCAAAUAAGUGUUACCGUUUUAUUAAUGAUCUCGAGCGUUCUGUGUGAUAAUUAUGCAACAUUUCGCUUUGCCAAUCACUAUGCAGAUCACAUGGUGCUACAAAGGUCGCCACAGCGCGCAUUUUUGUGGGGAUACAGUGAUACUUAUACUACCAUAAGCGUUUCAGUAAAGCAUACGAAGACAAGCGAAAGACAAACUUAUCACACUAAAACAUUCAAAGAUUCACGUGGUUUUAUCGUAUGGAAAAUAGCGCUGGAACCUCACAAAGCCGGAGGACCGUAUGAUAUUAUUUGUAAAUCAAAUGUUGGCGGUGAAACCAUUCGUCUGCGUGAUAUUUUGUUUGGUGAUGUAUGGUUUUGCAGUGGUCAAAGUAACAUGGCAUUUUUUACGUCAAGCUCAAUGAAAGCAGAGAAGGAAAUGGAUCUUGCGCUUAGCUAUCCGAAUAUUCGAUUAUUUACAGUGGCCAAUUACUUUUCAAAUGUAACAAUACACGAGUUAAAAAAGAAAAGUAUUCAUCUUCAAUGGAGCAUACCAACAUCAAGCAAAGUGUCAGGAUUUUCAGCAUUAUGUUGGAUGUAUGGUAGACGAUUGUUUAAUCAAUAUCAUGUUCCAAUUGGUCUAAUCUCUUCUAGUUUUGGUGGCACGCGUAUAGAAGCUUGGUCGUCACCAGAUAUGUUAGCAAGAUGUAACGCGUCUAGCAACAAUCCAAAUUCGGCAUCACAACUUUGGAACGCCAUGGUAUAUCCAUUAUUAAAGACCAGCAUAUUUGGUGUGAUUUGGUACCAAGGAGAAAGUAAUACUCCAAAUCCAGAUACAUACAACUGCACCUUUCCAGCUAUGAUUGCCGGAUGGAGAGAAAAAUGGUACAAAUCUACUGAGAAAAGUACAGACCCAAUGUUUCCCUUUGGAUUUGUUCAGAUCUCUGUUUGUACUCAUGAUUCUCCACAUCCAAACUACACAGUAAUAAGAUGGAAACAAACGGCUGAGUAUGGGUAUGUACCAAACCCAAAACAGCUCAAAACAUUCAUGGCCGUCGCUAUGGACCUGCCUGACGAUGCAUCUCCAUUGUCAGGUGUUCACCCCCGCUAUAAAAGUGAUAUCGCUGAUAGAUUAGUUUUGGGUGCACGUAAUAUCGCUUAUAAUGAAGAAACAUAUUGGACAGGUCCUAUAAUGGAAAAAGUGCUGGUUUCGACAAAAUGUGAUGACACGUGUGUGCUGACUGUAAUUUACAAAAAAGAUUCUCUGAGAACAUUUGGAAUUGAAAUUCGAACAAAUGUUGGGUUUGAGGUUUUCUUUAACCAUUCAAAAAUAUGGACUGGAUUUAACAUUACAUCACACAAAAAAGAUCGUUUAUACAUCACUAUCAAAAAGCAACCAUUAGACAAAAUUACUGCUGUACGAUAUGCAUGGAAACUGGAACCAUGCUUGUUGAAGUUGUGUGCAGUUUACGGAGCUAGUAGAGAUUUGCCAAGUCCACCUUUUAUUGCGUAUGGUCCAUUUCUCGAAAAUGAAGUUUAACUUUUGGCAUGACUAUUUUAUUAACUUUUUCUGCAUUUUUAAUUAAAAUUUUCUAUGUGAGCGCACUUUUUUAGAUACUCAAAAGUAUUGUCUCAUUUAUAUAAUUUAAUUAUUCCUGGAAAAAUACACGUGUUUGCCUGUCAUACAUAUUUUGGUCAGCGUUAUAUCAUACAACAUUGCCAUAUAAUAGCAAAUAGGAUUUUAUUUUAAACAAGAUACGACUGGUCGAUAUUCCGUGGAAGGAUCUUUGGGUUCGCCAAAUUUCAUAUACUACUCCUCAUAUAUUUGUCUGACCUACUCGGUAACCCAUUUGGUACAUUCUUAUUUUCAUGGUUGUAUAAAAAUAAAGUUAAUCUGUUGGUGGUUGAAAAUAUAGCUAAAUUAAACUAUCUUACACAGGUAGACGACAUGUGUUAUUAUUAUAGGAAAGAUAUGGUAAAUAUAAGGACAAGAAGUGAUAUUGUUGAUAUUUAAUGUACGUAUACUUGCUAUGUGCUAUGCCUACAAAUUUUAUAUAAGUUUUUAAUAUAAGUGAUAUAAGUUAUAUGUUUUGCUAUAUUUUUCUUUUCUACCGAGAAACGAGUACAAUGAUACUUCCUUUAUACAGUGGAAAGACCGUAUAACUCUUCUUUGAUUGGCUGAAAUAGGGUGAAAAUGUUUUUCCAUUAAACGAGACUUACCUUAAGUUGAAGUUUGUUAAUAAUCUUAUGUGUUAAUUGUUCCCAAGAUGUAUGAAAGUUAAGUGAGAAUGAGCGCAACGCGCAAAUUAGGCUUCACAGCGAUGACAGUCUACUCACUGGACGGUCAAGCCAACGAUGUCAACCACCAAGGAGUUAACUAGCUGUAGUGGAAUAUUUUAAUAAGAUAUAAAGGGUAAUAAGUCAUUUUCUCGUUAUUGCGAUCUUAACACCACAGGUUUCAGCAGAUAUAGACGAGUAUGAAUUGGAAAAGUUCUUAAUAAUAUCCGAAUUGCUCAACAUUAUCUUACACCAUGGAGAAAUUGUCUCCAUUAAGACAGGUUUAUAACCAGCUUUGACCAGGACUUAAGAUCGCCUGUUUUUGUCAAGUAACAGGUAAAAUUUCAAAGGACGCAUAAUUUUGCUUUCCUAAAUUUUCAUCAAGUUAAGUCCACGAUCUGCA
Hydractinia symbiolongicarpus is the source of this 3189-nucleotide messenger RNA. RefSeq names its product sialate O-acetylesterase-like. NCBI's taxonomy places the organism in Eukaryota, Metazoa, Cnidaria, Hydrozoa, Anthoathecata, Hydractiniidae. Gene Ontology annotation, biological process: carbohydrate metabolic process. Gene Ontology annotation, molecular function: sialate O-acetylesterase activity. The record is from RefSeq and is a predicted model, not a curated record. The transcript is spliced from 7 exons. Bases 526 to 2049 code for a protein of 507 amino acids.